UAAGAACUUAUUAUUCGUUAAUGAUCAGGUGAACAACCAAUAGAGUCCAGAGAUAAAAAAUAGUAUAUAUAAAUGGUACAAAUUUGUUCCUGGCCUGUGCUUUUGUAUGCUGCAUUGCUCCCGGCAUAUUUUAUGUCGUGUUUGACUAUCUGCCGUCAUGUAAUAGUAUAGUAAAUGGCGGAGUCAUUUGAUAAUUAACAUUAGCAAUGCUGCAGAUAUAUAAUUAUAAUAGCCAUUAUCUUGGAUCGGACGUGGAAGGGCAUAUGUACGAGUUUGAAAAAGAAGACCAGACGGAUCGCACGAGAUGUCAUGUGACUGAGAAUAAAGAUAAAAGCAGCAAAACACAAACCACAAAAGGCAGAGGGAGCGAGUCAUGCGUCGGUUUUCUCUCCCUUCCAAAUCUUUUAAGUUAUAUAUAUUCACAUACAAAACUAUUACCCCUCCCUCUUGUUCUAAUUCCUCACGUUUCGCACUCUCUGUCUUGAUCAAAAUCACUCGAGAUGGACACCUUCCUUUUCACCUCUGAAUCAGUAAACGAAGGCCACCCUGACAAGAUCUGCGAUCAGGUCUCAGAUGCCAUCCUAGAUGCUUGCCUGGAGCAAGACCCGGAGAGCAAAGUUGCAUGCGAGACCUGUACAAAAACUAACAUGGUAAUGGUGUUUGGUGAGAUUACAACCAAGGCUAAAGUGGAUUAUGAGAAAAUAGUUCGUGACACUUGCAGAGGCAUUGGAUUCGUAUCAGCUGAUGUUGGGCUUGACGCCGAUAGAUGCAAAGUUCUUGUCAACAUCGAGCAGCAGAGCCCUGAUAUAGCUCAAGGAGUUCAUGGUCACAUGACCAAAAAACCUGAGGAAAUUGGAGCUGGUGACCAAGGUCACAUGUUUGGCUACGCCACAGAUGAAACACCUGAGCUAAUGCCACUUACUCAUGUUCUUGCAACCAAACUGGGUGCCAAGCUCACAGAGGUCAGAAAGAACAAAACAUGCCCGUGGCUGAGGCCCGAUGGUAAAACCCAAGUGACUGUUGAGUACAGGAAUGAUAAUGGAGCCAUGGUUCCUAUCCGCGUGCACACUGUGCUCAUCUCAACUCAACAUGAUGAGAGUGUCACGAAUGAGAAGAUCGCUGCAGAUUUGAAAGAGCAUGUAAUCAAACCUGUGAUCCCGGCUGAAUAUCUUGACGACAAAACUAUCUUCCACCUCAACCCCUCUGGUCGAUUUGUGAUAGGUGGCCCUCACGGAGAUGCAGGACUCACCGGCAGGAAGAUUAUCAUUGAUACCUAUGGCGGGUGGGGUGCACAUGGUGGAGGUGCCUUCUCCGGCAAGGAUCCGACUAAGGUUGAUCGGAGUGGUGCAUACAUAGUUAGGCAGGCAGCGAAGAGUGUGGUGGCUUCUGGGCUUGCCCGACGCUGCAUAGUGCAGGUUUCUUAUGCAAUUGGAGUGCCAGAACCACUGUCUGUUUUUGUGGACACUUACAAAACUGGAAAGAUACCAGAUCAUGAUAUCUUGGCUCUGAUUAAGGAGAAUUUUGACUUUAGGCCAGGAAUGAUUUCCAUCAAUCUUGACCUCAAACGAGGAGGCAAAUUCAGGUUCCAGAAAACUGCUGCUUAUGGUCACUUUGGAAGAGACGACCCCGAUUUCACUUGGGAGACCGUGAAGCUGCUUAAGCCCGAAGCUUGAGGUAGCCAUGGCAUUUUCACAGGCGGUUAAAAUGGUAGCCAUCUUUUGGUUUUGUAUUUAGGGGGAAAAGAAAUAAAGGAGCUUCAGUGCGUGCAUCGAUUCAUGAAGACACAUUACCCAGCUUUGAUGAGAAAUUGAAGCAGAGACAAAUACUUGGCUUUCGCACAAUAGGAGCUUGUAGAAUUAGUUGGUUUUUGUUUUUACCCCUUUAAAGUUUCUUUGCUGUACCGAUCAUUUUUAUCCUCUUUUAAGCCAUUGAUUGUUGUGCAAACUUUGAGUGAUUCUAGUGAUACCAUUUAUAUGACUUUUCCAAAUUCCAAUUCA
Messenger RNA from Prosopis cineraria, 1997 nucleotides. Its product is annotated as S-adenosylmethionine synthase 1. Bases 501 to 1673 code for a protein of 390 amino acids. Gene Ontology annotation, cellular component: cytosol. Gene Ontology annotation, molecular function: ATP binding; methionine adenosyltransferase activity. The transcript is spliced from 2 exons. The record is from RefSeq and is a predicted model, not a curated record. Gene Ontology annotation, biological process: S-adenosylmethionine biosynthetic process. Lineage: Eukaryota; Viridiplantae; Streptophyta; Magnoliopsida; Fabales; Fabaceae.